AUGGCUAGCAAUAACGAAGACUCCUCUUCAUUAGACGCUGCGAUACUCACCAAAAACGAAGUUUCCAUCGUCGUGCCUCCAUCCAGGAACACCGUCCCUCGCGACAGUGCAACAUCAUCUCCCUCCCCAAGAAAUCUCCAAGAUGAUGCACUCCAGCAUAUCGAGAAUACAGGCGGGAAGGACAACCACGAAGAAAUCCUGGGCAACCCUUUCCUCUCCAAAGGUCAGGCUCCCCAAGACCAGACCAUGAACGCUGUCCUGGCCGCUCUUGCCCAGACCAACACGCUCAUACAACCGCAAAACGACAGGAUCGGGGCGCUCGAGCAAAAGCGCCGAUCGAAGACUCCCCCCGGUCGCAAGCAUCGCUCUCAACGCGACGUGGUUCCCGAGAAACGCCCUCGGUCUCCCUCCCCCAGGGAGAACGCAGGUCCAUCCUCCAAGAAAGGGUCAAGCGACCACCGCUCCCGACACCGAUCACAAUCUCCUCGACCAAAAAGAAGAUCCCGGUCACCUCCGACAAAGCACGACGAUAACCGGAGGCGACACAGGCGGAGUCGGAGCCGAUCUUCCACUCCUUCCGCCAGCGACGACGAAGAGGAGCGCAGGGGCCCUCUGUCCCACUCAAUCUUGGAAGCACCCCUACCGGCCGGUCUUGAAAAACCCCUGCCGCUGGGUACGUACGACAGGGCCAUUGACCCGGAUGAACACAUAGAGAACAUCGACGCCCUCCUCGACUACAAAGGGGUUCCCGGUGCCAUCAAAUGUCGUCUAUUACCAACCACCCCGCGCAAAGGAGCCAUGACCUGGUAUAAGAGUUUGCCUAAUGAGUCAAUCACCUUAUGGAAGGUGCUCGAAAAACUUUUUUCCAGACACUUCACGGCCUCCCGUAGACACCCCAGAUCAGAAGCCUCCUUGGAAGCCAUCAUCCAAGGAAAAGACGAGUCCCUACGAGCUUACAUCGAAAGAUUCAACAAGGAAGUCGUGCAAGUAUCCACGACUGUCCAUAUGAAGAAAUUCUUGCUCGAGCGAGGCCUCCGACCACGCUCAGACUUCGCCAAAGCCGUCGGGAUCGAAACACCGGCCACUUUGAAUGAGUUCUUCCUCAAAGCCCAGGCAUACAUACAAUAUGAGGAAAAGGAGGCCGCUUAUGCGGUACACAAUUCCAGACAGGAAGAAAGCAAUAAAAACAGUCGCCAAGACGAUUCCCGAUGGGGAACAGACAAAAAGAAAGACGAUAAGGGCCAGGAUCCCAUGGACUACAAGGCCCUAGCCGGGAAGUUCCGAGAAUACACCCCGCUCAAUACUUCAAGGGAACACAUCCUAAACGAAUGCGCGAACGCCGAAUUCCAGACGGGCAAGGUCCGCUUCCCUAAAACCAUGCCUGCACGACCAAACAUGGACAAAUCGAAGUUCUGCCGAUUCCACAAAGGCCACGGGCACAACACCGAGGACUGCAUCCACCUAAAGGAUGCCAUAGAGAUAUUAAUCAGGGAGGGACACCUGAAGCAAUACGCGAAGAAGCAAGAGGCCGCCAAAGAGGCCAAACCAAUCAUUGAGGAAAAGCCGGUGGAUGAUACGCCCGCCAUGCAAGUAGCCAUGAGCAUCACCAGGCCGGAAGACUUUUACCUCCACGAUUGGGCCAAAUCAACGACCGCCCCCUCUCCUCACAGUCCAUGGGAAAUGUUCCCCUCCGCCAUGGUCAUAUCCGGUGGGGGAUUCAGCAAACUCACUGUCGGAUCCGUAAAAUGA
Molecule: messenger RNA, 1749 nt
Organism: Vicia villosa (hairy vetch)
Lineage: Eukaryota; Viridiplantae; Streptophyta; Magnoliopsida; Fabales; Fabaceae
Exons: 1
Coding region: 1-1749 (582 amino acids)
Source: RefSeq, a predicted model, not a curated record